Molecule: messenger RNA, 3195 nt
Organism: Helianthus annuus (common sunflower)
Lineage: Eukaryota; Viridiplantae; Streptophyta; Magnoliopsida; Asterales; Asteraceae
Exons: 18
Coding region: 184-2976 (930 amino acids)
Cellular component (GO): endoplasmic reticulum; Golgi apparatus
Source: RefSeq, a predicted model, not a curated record
CAAAGGAUAUAAUUGACUCUUCUUCUAUAGUCGGCAUUAACAGGCGUAGUAGUGCCGGAUCACGAAACGACAGCGUUCGGGUAGUUUGUUCUUCUUCGCACCAUUUCUCUUUGAUUUUCUGUGAAUCGGUGCAGUUUAUCUUCUUCUGCAAGUUAUCUGAUCAUAUAUUCAUAUAUUGAUUCAAUGGGGUGGGGGAACAUCUACAAGAGACGAAUGAAGGUUUUCACGUUGACAUUUUUGAUAUAUCUGGAUUAUAAGGCCUUGCAGCAGAGGGAGAAAUUGACAAGGAAAUCAAAACGGGAUGGUUUAUGGGAGAAAGCUCAUGAGCGGAAUGCCAAACGUGUUCUUAAGUUAAUUGUGGAGUUGGAAGGGUUAUGGGUGAAAAUGGGACAGUAUUUGUCUACUCGUGCUGAUGUGCUCCCGGAGGCCUACAUACGUCUCUUGAGGCAAUUGCAAGACUCUCUUCCUCCUCGCGAUUUGGAAGAGGUCUGUUCAACUAUAGAGAAGCAGUUGGGUAAAUCAAUGAACGAUCUAUUCUCAAAUUUUGUCAGUGUACCUUUAGCAACAGCCUCGAUAGCUCAAGUUCACCGUGCAACUCUACAUGACGGGCAGGAGGUAGUUGUUAAAGUUCAACAUGAAGGCAUCAAAACUAUAAUCUUGGAGGACUUGAAGAACGCUAAGUCAAUAGUUGACUGGAUAGCAUGGGCCGAACCCCAAUAUGAUUUUAACCCUAUGAUAGAUGAAUGGAUCAGGGAAGCACCCAAAGAACUAGAUUUUAACCAUGAAGCUGAAAAUACUAGGAAAGUCUCUAGAAAUUUAGGCUGCAAAAGUGAAGGUCAUGACAAAAAACCUGACCAUGUGGAUGUAUUGAUACCAAAAGUUAUUCAGUCCACUGAGAAAGUCCUCAUUCUAGAGUAUAUGGAUGGGGUACGACUGAAUGAUUCUCGUGCCCUAGAAGAACUUGGAGUUGACAAACAAAAGCUUGUCGAAGAAAUUACACGUGCAUACGCGCAUCAAAUUUAUGUUGAUGGAUUUUUUAACGGUGAUCCUCAUCCAGGUAAUUUUCUUGUGAGUAGAGAACCACCCCAUCGGCCAGUUUUGCUUGAUUUUGGACUUACAAAGUUGCUUUCGAGCUCCGUGAAGCAUGCUUUGGCAAAAAUGUUUCUGGCUGCUGCAGAGGGAGAUCAUGUAGCACUUUUGUCUGCAUUUGCUGAAAUGGGGCUUAAGUUGCGUCUUGACAUGCCAGAACAGGCCAUGGAGAUAACGAAUGUGUUCUUCAGGGCUACAACUCCAGCAACUGAAGCUCUUGAAACUGUGAAAAAUCUGUCAGAGCAAAGAGAAAAAAAUAUGAAAAUUAUACAAGAAAAGAUGAAACUCAACAAGAAAGAAGUUAAACGCUUUAAUCCUAUUGAUGCGUUUCCCGGAGACAUUGUAAUUUUCUCGAGGGUCCUUAAUUUGCUCAGAGGGCUUUCAUCCUCAAUGAAUGUUCGUAUAAGCUAUCUAAAUAUCAUGAGACCAUUUGCCGAAUCUGUUCUGAAAAGUGACAUGAACCAUGGACCAUCCUCAAAUCCAAAAUGGGUAUACGACGGUCCAGUACAUUCUGAUGUAGAGGCGAAACUGAGGCAAUUCUUGGUUGAUUUAGGGAAUGCUGAUAGAAUACUUGGAAUCCAGGUUUGUGCAUACAAAGAUGGGAAAGUGAUAAUCGAUACCGCAGCUGGAGUGCUGGGAAAAUACGAUCCCCGUCCAGUUCAGCCUGACAGUUUAUUUCCCGUUUUUUCCGUAUCUAAAGGUGUUACAGCUGGAAUGGUACACUGGCUGGUUGAUAAAGGGAAACUGAAGCUUGAUGAAAACGUUGCAAACGUGUGGCCAGAAUUUGGUACAAACGGGAAAGAUCAAAUAAAAGUUAACCAUAUACUUAAUCAUACCUCCGGUCUGCACAACGCUCUAGCCAAUAUCUCUGAAGAAGAUCCCAUGUUAUUUUGUGACUGGGACGAGUGCCUUAAACGCAUUGCUAUGGUUGCACCCGAGACCGAACCUGGUCGUGAGCAGUUAUAUCAUUAUCUAUCAUACGGAUGGCUAUGUGGCGGGAUCAUUGAGCAUGCAUCUGGAAAGAAGUUUCAAGACGUUCUCGAGGAAGCUUUUGUUCGCCCGCUUAACAUUGAAGGAGAGCUUUAUAUAGGGAUUCCUCCUGGUGUGGAAUCUCGACUGGCAACUCUCACAAUCGAUAUGAAUGAUCUCGCUAGGUCGGCUCCAAAACUCGACGCCACCAGGAGCAGCGCGAUCUCCAAUGCGCUGCCUUCCUCAUUCACGUUCGAAUCGGUUUCCAGUUUCAUUCCAUUAUCCAAUACGCUCAAUGUCCGUCGUGCAAUACUACCAGCCGCCAACGGACACUUCUCGGCUCGUGCACUGGCCCGCUACUACGCCACCCUCGUGGAUGGCGGUGUCGUCCCGCCUCACCAUUCCUCUUCUUCCCUCCCGCCACUCGGCAGCCACCCUCACCGCCCCAUGUUCCCUUCGAAGAAAACUUCCAUUAACCAGAAAGAUAGAAGAAAGAAAGAUUCAAGUGGCUCCACAAGUCCCGACUCUGAUGUUUACAUACGGAUACCAAACACCGAAGAUACAAGUGAUGAAGUCGACACUAAAAUCUUUACAAACACUAAAACGAAACUUCACGAUGCCUUUAUGGGAAGUGGCGAUUUUGAGGAUUUAAUCUUUCCAGGUGGGAGAUUCGGGUUGGGGUUUAGAAGGGUUAGAACAGCUGAUGGUUCCGUAAUCGGGUUCGGUCACUCGGGUUUAGGUGGAUCUACAGCAUACUGUGACAUACACAACAGGUUUGCAAUCACUGUGACCCUAAACAAGCUGUCUUUUGGUGCUUUGACCGGUGAAAUAAUCCGGUUUGUUUGCUCGGAACUUGAUCUUCCUGUACCCGAAGAGUAUGCAGGAUCUCGGUUCGCUGAGACACCAGUGAUUAAUUAAGCGGUUUUAAUCCAAACAUGUUUAUACAGUAAACCGAUACAUGAGGUAAAACUUGAUCAUAUGUGUAAAUUUAACAAAGAUUUUGAUGUGUAAAUUAAACGUACAAAGCUAUCUUUUCCUACACUACUUCUGUAACUUCUGUUAUUUAUUGUUGUUGUGCACGUGAUUAGUGCAUUUGCAUUAUGAAAACAUAAUAAUAUAAUUUAUAAUUAGUUGAUA